Aplosporella prunicola CBS 121167 is the source of this 1131-nucleotide messenger RNA. Its product is annotated as lytic polysaccharide monooxygenase. The record is from RefSeq and is a predicted model, not a curated record. The transcript has a single exon. NCBI's taxonomy places the organism in Eukaryota, Fungi, Ascomycota, Dothideomycetes, Botryosphaeriales, Aplosporellaceae. The coding region runs from base 1 to 1131 and encodes 376 amino acids.
AUGGCCUCUCGCAUUACGUUUUUCCUUGGAAUCUUUGGCGCCCUGGCGUCGAUCGCCAAUGGCCAUAUGAUCUUGAACACGCCACACCCUUACGGCCCGGAGACUCUCAACAACAGUCCUCUUGCUUCUUUCGCCGAGUUCCCAUGCAAGCAGCGUCAGGGCGUCUACGCAGCUAGUAAGGGCGAGAAUAAGUUUUCCGUGGGAGACUCGCAGUCCCUUACCUUCACCGGCAGUGCUGUCCAUGGCGGCGGUAGCUGCCAAGUCAGUAUCUCUAUGGACAAGGAGCCCACUGCUUCUUCAACAUUUAAGGUUAUCCACUCUAUUGUCGGUGGCUGCCCUGGGGUGGGUUCCUCUCCGUCCGACUUCAAGUUUUCGGUCCCAAAGGGCUUCCCUAACGGCGAGUUCGCGCUUGCUUGGACCUGGUUCAACCACAUUGGUGCGAGAGAGUUCUACAUGAACUGUGCGCCUAUUACCGUUACUGGCGGUGCCGACGGCGAGGAGGGCAAGAAGUUUUUCAAUUCUCUGCCUGACAUGUACGUCACCAACCUGCCGGGCCAAUCUGGAACCCGUGAUACCGCCUGCGACUCCCCCGAAGGAAAGGAUCUUACGUUUCCCAACCCGGGAGAUUCAGUUGAAACUGUCGGCUCAGGUCCAUUCGCUACACUGGCUCCUAGCUGUGGCCAGGUGGCCGGCAGCAGCAACGCUGGUACCGCGAACUCCAACGACGAGCCAGCUGCUCCGCAGGCGAGCUCUGCGGUCACCUCCCAGGCGGCUGCCUCUCCUGCUCCCACUCCCGCAGCUGGUCCGGCUCAAGGCAACACCCAGAGCUUCUCGACGGUCUACGUGACUGCUACUGUGACUACUCCCAAGACCUCUCAGUCGACAGCUGGCAGCGUUGGUGGUAGCUUCGCUGAAAGCGGUAGCUCUGGAUCCACUGGAAGCGGCAGCUCCGGAUCCACUGAAGGUGGUAGCUCCGAUUCCACUUGCGGUAGCGACGGCACACUGGUGUGCAAUGGCGAAGACAAGUUCGGAAUCUGUGACCACGGCAAGAUUGUGUGGAAGCCAGUUGCGUCAGGCACCAAGUGCAAUAACGGCAAGAUCAUGAAGCGCGGACUGAGGUUUUACUAUUAG